This is a messenger RNA of Pteronotus mesoamericanus, 4040 nucleotides long. RefSeq names its product zinc finger protein 658 (gene ZNF658). The coding region runs from base 131 to 3157 and encodes 1008 amino acids. Gene Ontology annotation, molecular function: RNA polymerase II transcription regulatory region sequence-specific DNA binding; DNA-binding transcription repressor activity, RNA polymerase II-specific. Lineage: Eukaryota; Metazoa; Chordata; Mammalia; Chiroptera; Mormoopidae. Gene Ontology annotation, biological process: embryo development; urogenital system development; negative regulation of transcription by RNA polymerase II. The transcript is spliced from 6 exons. The record is from RefSeq and is a predicted model, not a curated record. Gene Ontology annotation, cellular component: nucleus.
GUCCUGACGCCGCCCGUAUCUGUGAGCCCUGAGAGGUACUUUCUAUCAGCGUCACUGGAUCUGUGUGGGAGCCGAGGUUGCUCACCCGGGGUGAUAGCACUGCGCCCUUGUUGGUCAGGAGCAGCAGAAAAUGAACAUAGCUCAGGGAUCAGUGUCAUUUGAAGAUGUGACUGUUGAGGUCACCCAGGAGGAGUGGCAACAGAUGGACUCUACUCAGAGGACCCUGUACAGAGAUGUGAUGCUGGAGAACUACAGCCACCUCAUCUCCGUGGGGUAUUGCAUUACCAAACCCCAGGUGAUCUUCAAGUUGGAGCAAGGUGAAGAGCCCUGGUCCUUAGAGGAAGAAUUCCUAAACCAGAAGAACCCAGGAUAUUGCAAAGUUGAUUUUCACAUUGAGAAGAACCAGGAAAAACAAGAGAAAGCUCUGUGGCAAGUAAUGUUCAUUGAUAACAAAAUACUGAGUAAAGAAGGACAGAAAAUUUUAGGAAAACCAAUUAAUCUGAAUAUAACUCCAGGUUUUUCAGGAAAAAUGCCCUGUAAAUGUGACUUGCCACUUGUUUCUGACUUAAUUAUUAAUGGUAGGAAGUAUUCAAGAAAGAAGACUGAUGAUAUAAAUGUAUGUGAAAAGUUGCAGCUUGAUGUUAAACAUGAGAAAACUCAUGCUGGAGAGAGGUCUUACAUAUAUAAUAAAAAUGUGAAAGCUCUUAGUCAUAAGAAAGGUCAUCAGAAAUUUCAAACUCUUGAGCAACCUUUUGAAUGUAAUGAAUUUGGAAAAGUAUUACAUGAUAACAUUGACUGUGUUACUGCCAGGAGUCCUCUAACAGGACAGGAAUUGUGUAAGGAUGAUGAAUUUAGGAAACACUGUGAUAAGGCAACUCUAUUUAACCACAUAAGAACUGGCACAAGGGAGAAAUGCUUUGAUCUUAAUGAAUGUGGCGAAAGCACCACUGUGGAAUACAAUAAAGCUCACAUGGCUCUGACACACUAUGAAUUUAACGAAAGUGGAAAUAACUCCAACAGCAUUUCACCCCUCAUUCAGCCUGAGGGAACUGUUACAGGACAGGGUUUUUUGGAAAGCAGUAAAUGUGAAGAAAACUUGAGCCAAAGCUUAGCCCAUCUGGUACAUCAGAAGACACAAACUGGUGAUAAAUCCUGUGUUUUUAAUGGAUGUGCAAGUUCCUCCUACCAGAACUUAGACCUUGCAAUACAUCAGAGAACUCAGAAAGAAGAGAAAUUCUACCAGUGUUGUAAAUAUGCAAAAUCUUUGCAUCAAAACUCACUCCUCAGUGCACCUCAGGAAAGUGACACAGGAAAGAAGUCAUUUCAAAGUAAUAAAUGCAGUAAAUUCUUUUACCAGAAAGCACAUCUCAUUUACCAUCAGAGGACCCACUCAGAGGAGAAAGCCUAUGAAUGUGAGGAAUGCAGGAAAUCCUUUUGUCCAAAUCCACACAUUAUUCAUUAUCCUGGGACUCAUAUGGGGGCCAGUCUCUAUCAAUGUAACCAAUGUGGGAAAACCUGUCAGGUGUCAGACCUCAGUGAAUAUUGGACAAUUCACCAAAAGGAAAAGUCUUAUGAGAACAGUGGAUUUGGGAAAUCCUACAAGAAGUCUGCACUCUUAGUACGCCAGAGAACACACACACACAUUAAACUCUAUCAAAGUAAUGAAUAUAGGAACUCAUUCUCCAGGGUGGCACAACCUAAAGAACAUCAGAGAAGUUACACAGAGGAUAAACAAUAUGAAUCCAUUGAAUGUGGGAAAGCUUUCUCCAAGACACAUCUCAGAGUACAUCAGAGAAUUCAAACAGCCAACAAACCCUAUGAAUGUAUUGCAUGUGGGAAAACUUUCUCUAAUAAGACACACUUGAGUGCACAUCAGAGAAUUCAUACAGGGGAGAAACCCUAUGAAUGUAAUGAAUGUGGGAAAACUUUUGCUGAUAAUUCAACCCUCAGGACACAUCAGAGAAUCCACACAGGGGAGAAACCCUAUGAGUGUAAUGAAUGUGGGAGGUCUUUUGCCCAUACGUCUGGUCUCAGAUCACAUCAGAGAAUUCACACAGGGGAGAAACCCUAUGAAUGUAAUGAUUGUGGGAGAUCUUUCGCUCAUAAUUCAGCCCUCAGAGCACAUCAAAGAAUUCACACAGGAGAGAAACCCUAUGAGUGUAAUGACUGUGAGAAAACUUUCACCCAUAAUUCAGCCCUUAGAGUACAUCAGAGAAUUCACACUGGGGAGAAACUCUAUGAAUGUAAUAAAUGUGGGAAAACUUUUUCCCAGAAGACACAUCUCAGUACACAUCAGCGAAUUCAUACAGGUGAGAAACCCUAUGGAUGUAAUGAAUGUGGGAAAACCUUCUCCAAGAAAUCAUACUUCAGUGGACACGAGAGAAUUCACAAAGGGGAAAAACCUUAUGAAUGUAAAGAAUGUGGGAAAACCUUUGUCUAUAAAGCAGCCCUUAUAGUCCAUCAAAGAAUUCACACAGGAGAGAAACCAUAUGAAUGUAAUGAAUGUGGGAAAACUUUUUCCCAGAAGACACAUCUCAGUACACACCAGAGAAUUCACACAGGUGAGAAACCUUAUGAAUGCAAUGAAUGUGGGAAAACUUUCUCCCAGAAGUCGUACCUCAGUGGUCAUGAGAGAAUUCACAAAGGGGAAAAACCUUAUGAAUGUAAAGAAUGUGGAAAAACCUUUGUCUAUAAAGCGGCCCUUAUAGUCCAUCAAAGAAUUCACACAGGAGAAAAACCCUAUGAAUGUAAUGAAUGUGGGAAAACUUUUUCCCAGAAGACACACCUCUGUGCACAUCAGAGAAUUCACACAGGGGAGAAACCUUAUGAAUGUAAUGAAUGUGGGAAAACUUUUGCUGAUAAUUCAGCCUUCAGGGCACAUCAGAGAAUUCACACAGGGGAGAAACCUUAUGAAUGUAAUGAAUGUGGGAAAACUUUCUCUAAGACCUCACACCUCAGAGCACAUCUGAGGACUCGUGCUGGGGAGAAACCCUAUGAAUGUAAUGAAUGUGGAAAAACUUUCUCCCAGAAGUCAUAUGUUAGUGCACAUCAGAGAAUUCAUACAGGAUUUAACUUCAGGAUUUUAUUUAUCCUUACAUCUCAUCAUGGAAGUGGUACUGAACUCUUCUAUACCCCUAAUUUGGACUUUGGACUUUGAGUGAUGAAAGGACUGAAAGUUUGCAUUUUAUGAGCCAGUCAACCCAGAGGCUAUUAUAUUAACCCAGAUAACAACAGUAGAUACAAAAAAUGACCAGCCAUGAUAACUAAGAAAUCUAUGAUGAUAGGACAGAUAAGUCAGGUUUGAGAGUAAGAUGUGGUAUCAAAAGCCAAAUGGUUAGAUAGGGUUUUUUUUUUUUUAAGCAUCCAUAAAUUGGUACUAGAAUGAAGAUUUAAAAAGGAAUGGAUGUGUUAUUAUUAGAAAGUUAAAUUUGGGCUUACAGGCCAUGGGCAGAUUAUAUAAUGAGAUAGAGAUACAAAAUAUUAGGAGCAGAGGGUCAUUCCCAGAUAAUAGCUUAAUAUAUAAACCAGAGAAGGGUUAUAGAGAAGCAAAAAUUACUAAUGAAGCAAGAACACAUGGGCAUAUGCUAUUGCACACAUCAGACAUAAGUGUGGAUGAAAAUUAAUAGGAAAUCUUGUAAGGGCAAUACUGUAAGAGAACAAUAUUGAUUGGAGUACAUGUGGAAAAUAGUUCUAUUGGUAACAUUCUCUCAAAACAGGCAUGUACCUCUGAUAGAAGAAUGUAAUCAUGUCCCUAUUGUAAUUGAUAAACAGGAGUAAGAUUUUUAGACUGCUCAGGGAAUGAGAGAAGACUGUUGGUGGCCAGAGUACACUGUGAAUCCAAGAGAAAUAGAAACCAACAAGCACACAGGAAGCACAGGAAAUAAGGGAAGGAACAAAAGACGAAUGAAUUAACCACGAAAAAAUAACUAGGUUAUACAUGCCUUAUGGAUAGAUAACUCAUGAAAGAGAAAAAGGUUAUACAUUGAGAAAUGGCCUAAAAUUAUAGAACUGCCACAUUCCAAGAAAUCUGGUGCACUAAU